Molecule: messenger RNA, 1515 nt
Organism: Sordaria macrospora k-hell
Lineage: Eukaryota; Fungi; Ascomycota; Sordariomycetes; Sordariales; Sordariaceae
Source: RefSeq, a predicted model, not a curated record
AUGAUGGAGGUACUUCGCAGUCACGGGGCCGUGACUCCUUCCGGCCCGCACUCUCCCUCCGACAUCCACACCCCGCCAGCGCCGCUUCACGGAUUUGAAGAUCACUGGGAGCCCUACACGCCGCGCAAGUCCGCACGCAUUUCCCAACGCACACAGGCCCAGGCCUCAUCUUCAUCCCGCAGCCGCGCCCGCACUCCUUCACCCCAACCAACUCCCAGACGUCACAUCUCAUCUGCUACCCCCGCCGACAAACAAUCAUCACCCCGUCAACACAAAUCGACAGGUUCGCCAAAGUCAACAAAACAUCAACCUCAUCAUCACCACCAUCACCAAUCUCAUCAGACUGAAGCUGCUGAACCUUCAUCAUCGUCAGCCAUGGUCACCCCGACCUUUACGCCCGUCAAGAAGCGCGCUGUCAAUCCUGCCCUGGAUUCAGUUCAGCGCGCGACAAGGACUCUAAAUGUCGAGCACUCCAUUCACGCCCCCGGCGGUCGCUCAACUGGAGCUGGCAGCCUCAUUACCCCCGCCAAGACCCCCAUCAAGCCGCCAACUGAGCGCAGCAAGUCUCAGCUGAAGGGAGUCACAAAGACUCUUUUCAGCAGAAAGGUUGAUGAGAAUGAGGCAAUGCCCAGUCCCAAGAAGGCGCGCGCCAAGAAGCAGAGCAGCUUGGACAGCUUUGCGGUUCACUCGGAUGAGGAGGAAAUUAGUAUUUUCACCGACUCUCAUGAGCGCGUCCCUGUGGUUGAUGACAGCAUUGAAAACCCUUUUUACGGCACCAAGAUAACGACCGCCACCACUACGACUACUACCGAGCGCACAUCCACGCGCCGGAGCACCCGCCAUCAGGUUGUCAUUCCUGGUGAGGGCGUGGUGAGUUUGGAGGAGGCAGUUGGCCGCAAGGAUGGCAUGCUGAUCAUGUUCCGCGGUAAAAAGCAAUUCCGCAAGUUCGCUGAAGUUGAAGAGGAGGUGGCGGAGGCCGAUGACGAAUUUGAGAGUGCUGUCGCAUCUCCCUUGAGACGUCCUCUCACCCGCUCUUCCAUCAAGCCCCGUCUACUGUUCCCACCCAAACCCAAAGAGUCCGAGAUGCCUGACUCAGACGAGGAGGCCCCUACCGACAUUGAGGACCACGUCCUUGAGAGCUUGAAGGCCGACGAGGAGAAGGUACACGAGGAGGAGAAGGAGGAGGAGGCCGUUGAGAUUGAGACGCCAGUCGAGGAGGCCAAGGAAGAGCCCCACACUGCCCCUGAGCUCCCAACAGAAGACAAGGAAAGGGCAAGCACCCCCGAGACGACACCGCUAGCACCAGCUUCACCGCCAGCCACAGCACGCACCACAAGAGCCGGCAGCAAGAAGGCCGCCGAAGAUACACCCAAGAAAGUCAAACCCAAGGGCAGGAAGAGUCCAUUCGACGCCUUCCGCCGCACCAAGGCCGGUGCAUCUUCCAGUGCUGGUACAAAGAGAGCCAGCGAGACACCAUCAGUCGGAGCCGGUCCAGCUAAGCGAACUAGGACUUGA